Messenger RNA from Aspergillus chevalieri, 1017 nucleotides. RefSeq names its product amidohydrolase family protein. Lineage: Eukaryota; Fungi; Ascomycota; Eurotiomycetes; Eurotiales; Aspergillaceae. Gene Ontology annotation, biological process: secondary metabolic process. Gene Ontology annotation, molecular function: carboxy-lyase activity; hydrolase activity. The record is from RefSeq and is a predicted model, not a curated record. Gene Ontology annotation, cellular component: cytoplasm; cytosol. Bases 1 to 1017 code for a protein of 338 amino acids. The transcript is spliced from 2 exons.
AUGCUCGGAAAAAUCGCCCUCGAAGAAGCCUUUGCCCUGCCUCGUUUUGAAGAAAAGACUCGCUGGUGGGCUAGUCUUUUCUCCACCGACGCAGAGCAACAUGUACGAGAAAUCACGGAUAUCGACACGCUCCGGAUCGAAUACGCCGAUAAGCACGGCGUUGGCUAUCAGAUCCUUUCGUACACGGCCCCGGGUGUGCAGGAUAUCUGGGACCCGGAGGAGGCGCACGCCUUGGCGGUUGAGAUCAACGAUUACAUCGCUGAGCGUGUUAGCAAGGCUCCGGAUAGGUUGGGGGCGUUUGCGACGCUGUCCAUGCACGAUCCCACCCGAGCCGCUUCUGAACUCCGUCGCUGUGUGGAGACAUACGACUUUAAAGGCGCCCUCGUAAAUGACACCCAGCGCGCCGGCCCAGACGGUGACGACCUGAUCUUCUACGACAACCCAUCCUGGGACGUCUUCUGGCAGACCUGCACCGACCUCGACGUCCCCCUCUACCUGCACCCGCGCAACCCUACGGGAACCAUCUACGACAAGCUCUGGGCCGACAGGAAGUGGCUGAUCGGCCCGCCGCUCAGCUUCGCGCAGGGCGUCAGCCUACAUGUCCUGGGGAUGGUGACGAACGGGGUCUUCGACAGACACCCCCGUCUGCAGGUGAUCCUGGGCCAUCUGGGUGAGCAUAUCCCGUUUGAUAUGUGGCGGAUUAACCACUGGUUUGAAGAUCGGAAGAAGGUGCUGGGACUGGGGGAGACAUGUAAGAGGACGAUUCGAGAGUAUUUUGCGGAGAAUCUGUGGAUUACGACGUCGGGGCAUUUCUCGACGACGACGUUGAACUUUUGUAUGGCGGAGGUUGGGGCGGAUCGGGUUUUGUUCUCGAUUGAUUACCCAUUUGAGAGGUUUGAGGAUGGGUGUGAAUGGUUUGAUGGGGCGGAGUUAAACGAGGUUGAUCGAGUGAAGAUUGGAAGGGAAAAUGGAAAGAAGCUGUUUAAGCUGGGGGAAUAUAAGGAUUCGAGUGCUUAA